ACUCCUCUUCACUUCCCUGCCUCUGUCUCCCGCAUCGCGAUCAGUCAUCUCCUCCCAGCCUCCCCCGCCUCGCCGGAGAUCACGAGAGGCGGCGCCCCCAUCCCCGCGAUGGACGCCUCCUACCGCCGCUCAGGUGCGGGCGGUGGCGGCGGCUCAGCCCCCCGCACCGUCGAGGACAUCUUCAAGGACUACCGCGCCCGCCGCAACGCCAUCCACCGCGCCCUCACCCACGACGUCGAGGAGUUCUACGCGCAGUGCGAUCCAGAGAAGGAGAACCUGUGCCUGUACGGGUACGCUAACGAGGCGUGGGAGGUGGCGCUGCCCGCGGAGGAGGUGCCCACCGAGCUGCCGGAGCCGGCGCUCGGGAUCAACUUUGCGCGCGACGGGAUGAAGCGCAGCGACUGGCUCGCGCUCGUCGCCGUCCACUCCGAUUCGUGGCUUGUCUCCGUAGCUUUCUACUAUGCCGCGCGGCUCACCCGCAACGACCGGAAGCGUUUAUUUGGAAUGAUGAAUGAUUUGCCAACCGUGUAUGAAGUCAUCUCAGGUAUGAGACAAUCGAAGGAGAGGGACAGAUCAGGUGGUAUUGACAACAGCGGUAGAAACAAGCUGCCAUCAAAGCAUACAGUCGAGGCGCCGCCACCACCACGUGCAGAAAAUAAUGCCAGGGAUGCCGAUGAAGGCUACGAUGAAGAUGACGGCGACCACAGCGAGACCUUAUGCGGAACAUGUGGUGGCAUAUACAGCGCCGAGGAAUUCUGGAUUGGGUGCGACGUGUGCGAGAGGUGGUACCAUGGCAAGUGCGUGAAGAUAACUCCGGCGAAGGCGGAGAGCAUAAAGCAGUACAAAUGCCCAAGCUGCAGCUCCAAGAGACCUAGGCAGUAGCAGCGCCGCCUCCUUUUGGCGGGGGACGGCCCCCAUGGAUGGGGGCCUUGAAGCAGCAGCAGCAGCGGUUGAGACUUUUAGACUCCUUGUGCAAGGCUAACUACUACCGUCUUGCUAUGUUUACUGUACCUUUCGUUUCAGGUUUACAUAUGGUGAUGAUGCUAAUGCUUGUGAGGGAAGAUGACACACAUUUUCAAAGCCUUCUAACGUUUCCAUGUCCUGAAGAGGAGUCAAAGGUGUAUGUUGCCGGGAAGGGAUAGUAGAAUGAUGAAAAUAUGUGUAACUUUUCAUGGGAAGUUCAUGUUCCAAUAAUCCGUGAGGUUUAUUUAUACUAUUCUAUCUAUGUUAAUAUAUGUAUUAUUAGUCUGUUCAGCUGUCAUGUGAAACCUGUUGUGGAAUAACAAUUUUGGUUAUCCUGAAAAACAAACAAUAGCUGGUUUAUCGA
Messenger RNA from Triticum dicoccoides, 1327 nucleotides. RefSeq names its product PHD finger protein ALFIN-LIKE 1. Gene Ontology annotation, biological process: regulation of DNA-templated transcription. The coding region runs from base 109 to 882 and encodes 257 amino acids. The transcript is spliced from 5 exons. Gene Ontology annotation, cellular component: nucleus. NCBI's taxonomy places the organism in Eukaryota, Viridiplantae, Streptophyta, Magnoliopsida, Poales, Poaceae. Gene Ontology annotation, molecular function: histone binding; transcription cis-regulatory region binding; transcription coregulator activity. The record is from RefSeq and is a predicted model, not a curated record.